GAAGAGCGCCAGGAAGCUCUAUGACCGAGCGCUUAAAUUAAGGAAGAGCAACCACCACCUCUUCACCACAACCAUUAACUUGAACAACAUGAAUGAUGGUUGGUUUGGAGCGCUGAAAGAGAUAAUCCAGCAGCAGCAGAACCAGCUGGUGUGGGUUUCAGAGGGCAAAGCUGAUGGGACAGCUGAGGAUGACCUUGACAUCCACGACGACCGACUGUCCUACCUGUCGGCACCAGGUAGUGAGUAUUCCAUGUACAGCACCGACAGCCGCCACACCUCCGACUACGAGGACACGGACACAGAGGGUGGAGCCUACACCGACCAGGAGCUGGAUGAAACACUGAAUGACGAUGUGGGUCCACCCACGGAGCCUGCCAUCACCCGCUCCUCUGAGCCUGUCCGUGAGGACCCACCGGUCAUCCAGGAGCCCCCUGGCUACGCUGGUUACCAGCACACAGUGCAGCCGGACCCCCUGAACCGCAUCGACCCAGCUGGAUUCAAGGCACCAGUGCCGCAGCAGAAAGCAGAGGCCGCUGCCGUCCCUAGCAUCCCCCAGCAGCCUGAGCCCCUGGCUGAGACAUUGCCCCCUGCUGUCGACGUUACUGUAAAAACUGUAGGGGGUCUGAGCCCUGACGAGGCUCCUGGAGCUCCCCACAGCCAGCCAAGCCCCAACCCAGAGGCUGGCUCACUUAGGAGGCCCACCCCUGAGCUAGCCCCUCAGAGCUUCUCACCAGAACCUCUACAGUCUGGAACGGCCAGUACAGAACCAAAGAUGUAUCAGAAUGAUCCAUACAGCACAGACAACAACACAGGGAGAAUCAGUCACACCAUGAAGCCUGUGACUUACAACCCUCUGCAGGGUUAUCACCCUGACCAGCCAUACAGAGAUUACGACCACCCACCAAGUCGGUAUGAUGUCAGCAGCAGUGGAGUCAGCAGCGGAGGUGGUUACCCAGAACCAAAGUACCGGAACUAUGACUCUAACCCACCCUACGAGAACAGUGUGCCUCACUAUGACCAACAAACGUGGAAUCCCUACAAGCAGCCCCUCUCUACUGCCAACUCCCAGGGCUACGAUCCCCGUUUGCCAUACGGUGACGGCCCUGACUCCCAGUACACCCCUCCUCUCCGCCACGACGGGCAUCCAUCUCAGCAGGGAUUCGACGGACGGCCUCGCUACGGUAAACCGACGGGUCCAGGGCCUGUUCGCUAUGAUGAUCCCCCACCUCCUGCUCCGCCUGACCUGCACUACAACCAGGAUUCUCACCUGAGCACUUAUCCCUCAGCUGCCCGCUCGCCAGAACCCCCUGCCCAGCGACCUGCCUUUAACCAGGGACCAACGCCACCGCAAAAGAGCUACAAACCUCAGCAGUAUGAUCCCAUUCCUGUGAACUCUGAAACCAGCCCCACACCACCUUUCAAAGCAGAGGCCCCCUCACCGUCCCCUGCAGACCCUCCGAAACCCACCCCUGCCAGAGAUGAGAAACCGGAGGAUGACCCCGCCAUGCGGCCGCAGUCAGUCCUGACUAGGGUCAAAAUGUUUGAGAACAAACGCUCUGUGUCAAUGGAUAGAGCCAGAGAUGCAGGAGAUUCAUCUGGGAACAGGGCAGCCGAUUUACCCUUGAAAGCAGGUGGAGUAAUCCCUAAAGCAAAUUCUCUGAGUAACCUGGAUCAAGAGAAGACCUUUAGAGCCCCAGGGCCUCAGAAGCCUCAGCCCCAGGUAGCUGAUGACAUCGUGCGCUCCAACCAUUACGAUCCUGAUGAGGACGAGGACUACUACCGGAAACAGCUGUCUUACUUUGAUAAGCUCCAGACUGGUCCCAACAAACCCCAGCCACAAGUACAAACAACCCACAACUACCCCAGGACGGAGUCAGUGGAGAAACCAAGUCCAGUGGAGAAAAAAUAUGAACCAGUUCCCCAGGUGACACCUCCUCUGCAACCAGCCACACUGCCCAAACCUGCACCUGAAGCCAAGCCUCCUGCCCGAGAGGACACUGUCCAGACCAACUUCCUGCCUCACAAGAGUUUCCCUGAGAAGUCUCCAGUUAAUGGCACUAGUGAACAGCCUCCAAAAACAGUCACUAGCACCGGGGCUCCGCCAGUAUCCAGCUACAACCGCUACACACCCAAACCCUACACCACGUCUGCCAAGCCUUUUGCGCGCAUGUUCGACAGUCCUAAAUUCAACCACAACCUUCUGCCCAAUGACAAGCCUGAGAUUGCUCCAAAGGGCCGGAGCUCCAGCCCAGUGAAGCCACAGAUACCCCCACAGCCCCAGAACACAGACCAUGACAGUGGUUUGGACACUUUCACGCGCACUGUGGACCACCGCACCAAACACCAGCACAACAACAUCAACGCUGUGCCCAAAGCCAUCCCUGUGAGCCCCAGUGCCCUGGAUGAUGAUGAGGAUGAAGAUGAGGGCCACACAGUGGUAGCAACAGCUCGAGGUAUCUUCAAUUCUAACGGUGGUGUCCUGAGCUCCAUUGAGACAGGUGUCAGCAUAAUUAUCCCACAGGGUGCCAUCCCUGACGGUGUGGAGCAGGAGAUCUAUUUCAAGGUCUGCAGAGACAACAGCAUCUUGCCACCACUUGACAAGGAGAAAGGAGAGACUCUGCUCAGCCCUCUGGUGAUGUGUGGACCUCACGGCCUCAAGUUUUUGAAGCCUGUGGAGCUACGCUUACCUCACUGUGCGUCUAUGACCCCUGAUGGUUGGUCUUUUGCUCUAAAAUCCUCCGACUCCUCGUCGGGUGACCCAAAAAGCUGGCAGAACAAGUCUCUCCCCGGGGACCCCAACUACCUGGUGGGAGCCAACUGUGUUUCUGUGCUCAUUGACCACUUUUAAGGACGGACCAGCAGGUGUGAGAUUACUGAAUGUGAGACCAUGUGGGGAUAAAAUGAAGAGGAUGCGCGCGCGCACACACACACACACACACAACACAUACAGUACACUCACGCGCACACAUGCUGACAGAUGCACUCCAAACAUUCUUACACACCACAUAAUGGAGUAUGAAGAAGACCCAGUCAGUGCUGUUUACUGCACCCACGGAUGAAGGCGAGACACCGAUGAUCGUUACAAGCUGUUCUUUGAACUCUUUCCCAAUUUGAAGUUUUGAUGUGAAAUAAAAACCGUAAUGCAUGCCCCGUGCCACUGAGGAUUGACACUAUAUAUAAGGCAAUUUUUAAAUGUAAUUUUUACAUGAAUAUUGAUGGAUGGAUGGUUUUAGAGGCAGCAUACGUACUUUAAAAAAUCUGUGUCGGUAUAUUUUAUGCUAUAUAUGCGUACAGGAUAUAUGGUAGUAUAGAGAAGAUUUGCUAAAAUUGUACUUUAAACUAUAAAUUCUACUACCAAUCAACAUCUUGUUAUUUUUCAAUUCAGGUGACGCAAUACAAGUAUGUAAUCUCCACAUUUUCCACAUUGAGGGGAUUUUAAUGAAGGUUUGAGACAGAUGCGAGGGAAGAUUAAACCUGCGAUGGUGACAUUUGCAGUAUCUGUUGAAGGAGUUGGCAAAACACGAGCUGGAUAUGAAUCCAGGCAGCACACUUUUAGAGGCGCUCUUCCUUCACUUCUUCCUUGAAUUCUUCCUUUUCCUACAGUAAUAUCUCGUAGCUUGAUUUCUUACCACGUCUCUCCUUCCAGCCUGAGGGAGAUCUAUGCAUGUUCUUUACUCAGGUCCAGUAGCCUCCUCAGUUCUUUCCUCACAUCUAUUUCUCUCACUCUCUCUCUCUCUUCUCUUCUUCUCUUUUUCUCUCUGUGCACUCUUGCACUCACACACAAAUAAGCAGUGAUGCCUUAUCUGCAGAUUAUUCACUUUUCAUGAAGAAAAAAAAUAAGUUAUGAUAAAUUAUGGUAUAAUGUCAUUUGUUUUGCCAUUUUUUUGUGAACCCUCUGUAUAAAAAAUGAACUUGGGUUUAGCACACAGUAACAGUGGAUGAAGGAUAACAAAGGUAUGCUCUUCUUUUAUCUGCUAUGCAUUACUUACAGAAGAAGAAAAAAAACAACAGAAAAGAAGUGGCUGUAAAUAAAGCUAGCAUAUUGCCUUGU
This is a messenger RNA of Micropterus salmoides (largemouth bass), 4051 nucleotides long. Its product is annotated as tight junction protein ZO-1-like. Gene Ontology annotation, biological process: cell-cell junction organization; cell-cell adhesion; establishment of endothelial intestinal barrier. Lineage: Eukaryota; Metazoa; Chordata; Actinopteri; Centrarchiformes; Centrarchidae. Gene Ontology annotation, cellular component: plasma membrane; bicellular tight junction. The record is from RefSeq and is a predicted model, not a curated record. Gene Ontology annotation, molecular function: cell adhesion molecule binding.